AUGCAUAGAUCAGGCUAUGUCUUAAAAACUGUUGGAGACGUGAGGGGAAUUUCCAUGGAAAUAAAUCAAUGGAAGGACUCAGUCUGGGGAAUAAGGGAAAAUCUCCAAGGGAAACUGGUAAAUCAGAACAAGGCUGAAAUACUCGAACCAAAAAGAUUGCGUGCACUUGUUUCUUCUACUCCAACACUUAGAUCAAUAAAUCUUAGCAUGUGCUCCCUUCUCACUUCUGCUAGUCUUUAUAUAUUGACUGAAUCAUUAAAGUCUCUUUUGAAAGAGUUGUACCUUGAUCAUUGCCUUGGCAUUGAUGCUGCACUAAUUGUGCCAGCACUAGUGGAGCUUGAACAUUUAGAAGUGUUGUCAGUGGCUGGCAUUCCAACUGUUAGCGAUACAUUUGUCAAGGAUUACAUCGUUGCACGUGGUCACAACAUGAAAGAGCUAAUUCUGAAGGAUUGCAUAAACUUGACUGAUGCAUCAAUAAAAGUCAUUAUUGCUGAACACUGUCCGGCAAUAUGUGGACUUGAUUUAUCAAAUGUGUGCAAAUUAACAGAUAUGUCUAUGGGAUAUCUUACAAACAUCUGUCAUGUACUUCAUUCACUGAAGCUUUGCCGUAACUCAUUCAGGCCAGACACAUGUAUUUUUAGUGCUUUAUUGCUACCCUCACUUUUCAUUGUGCACUUUUCCGACUUGUAUUUGUGA
Messenger RNA from Lathyrus oleraceus (garden pea), 696 nucleotides. RefSeq lists its product as uncharacterized. The record is from RefSeq and is a predicted model, not a curated record. The coding region runs from base 1 to 696 and encodes 231 amino acids. Lineage: Eukaryota; Viridiplantae; Streptophyta; Magnoliopsida; Fabales; Fabaceae. The transcript is spliced from 4 exons. Gene Ontology annotation, cellular component: SCF ubiquitin ligase complex. Gene Ontology annotation, biological process: SCF-dependent proteasomal ubiquitin-dependent protein catabolic process.